Molecule: messenger RNA, 2563 nt
Organism: Uranotaenia lowii
Lineage: Eukaryota; Metazoa; Arthropoda; Insecta; Diptera; Culicidae
Gene: Npl4
Product: nuclear protein localization protein 4 homolog
Exons: 10
Coding region: 190-2112 (640 amino acids)
Biological process (GO): ubiquitin-dependent protein catabolic process
Cellular component (GO): nucleus
Molecular function (GO): ubiquitin binding; ubiquitin protein ligase binding
Source: RefSeq, a predicted model, not a curated record
ACGUCAGUUUGAUUUCGGGUCGGUGCAAAACAGUGAAGUGUAAUUUUUUCGGGAAGUAAUUUUGUCUUUGUUGACUGUCGACGAUUUACUACCGGAUCGGAUAUUCGGUACCGGGAUUAACUUACAUAAGCCGUGCGUCGGUCGGAAUUGAAAUAACGCCGGAACUCUCGUUUGUUGUACGCUAGCAGAAUGUCCAAAAGUAGCAGCUCCAUCGUUCUUCGGGUUCAAUCGCCGGAUGGAACCAAACGAGUGGAAAUCGCGGAGUCGGGAUUGUUGCGCGAGUUGUACGAGAUCGUCCACAAAACGUUCUCGUUCGAUGAUUUUGAUUUCGCUCUCUACAAGGAACGGAAUGGCACGAAAGAGAUUGCAUCAAUUCGUUCACAAACCGUCAAAGAGUGUGGUCUCAAACAUGGUGAUAUGAUUUAUCUAAAGAGCAUCUCAGGUCCAUCUACUUCAAAGCAGCCGGAAAGAAGUUCCUCACAGGCAUCGAUUGCCUCGACCAGUAGCUCUUCUUUCAGCGGAGCAGCCGGUGCCGGUGUAGGAUUCAGUCGUGAGGCAACACCCAGCUCUGGUUCAACUGGAGCCCAAGCUGUGCUCAACGGAGAAGAUACCGUUGACGUUGACCUCUACAAACAAGACGGACGCAUUCAACGGAAGCGAGAUGAAAAAUUGUGCCGUCACAACUCGAAUGGUUGCUGCGUUCACUGCUCCCCGCUGGAACCUUGGGACGAAGCCUAUCUGAAGGAGCAAAAAAUCAAGCACUUUUCGUUUCAUUCGUACUUGAAGAAGCUCACGUCCGGAGUCGAUCGUGGCAAGUUCGUUGCUCUGGAGGAUCUCAACUGUAAGAUCAAAACGGGCUGCCGGGAUCAUCCACCGUGGCCCAAGGGCAUCUGCUCCAAGUGUCAGCCCUCGGCGAUCACCUUGAAUCGCCAAACCUAUCGACAUAUCGAUAACGUAAUGUUCGAGAACACUGGAAUCGUGGAGCGGUUCUUGAACUAUUGGCGCACCACUGGACAUCAACGUAUCGGUAUCCUCUUCGGAGUGUACGAAAUCCAUCCGGAUGUUCCUUUGGGUAUCCGUGCCCGGGUUGCCGCCAUCUAUGAGCCCCCUCAGGAGAGCACCCGUGAUUCGAUUCGUUUGCUGGCCGAUGAACACGAGGCUGAAGUCGAUGAGCUGGCUCAAAAGUUGGGACUCAGACGGGUUGGGUGGAUUUUUACCGAUCUGUUGGCCGAGAAUGCCGCUGCCGGAACUGUGAAACAGCUGCGUGGAAUUAAGACCCACUUUCUGACGGCUCAAGAGUGUAUCCUGGCAGGUCAUUUGCAAAACAAGUACCCCAAUCGGUGCAAAUAUUCUAGCAACGGAUACUUUGGAUCCAAAUUUAUAACUGUUUGUGUGACUGGUGAUGAUAAAAAGCAAGUGCAUAUGGAAGGAUACGCUGUGUCUGCUCAGUGCAUGGCUUUGGUUCGGGACAAUUGUCUCAUUCCUACUAAGGAUGCACCGGAGCUUGGAUAUAUAAGGGAAUCUUCUGAAAAGCAGUACGUUCCGGAUGUGUACUACAAGGAAAAGGAUGCCUACGGUAACGAGGUGCAGCGAUUGGGACGUCCGCUGCCGGUCGAAUAUCUGCUGGUCGAUGUGCCGGCCUCCACUCCGAUGAUACCGAUGUUCACAUUCCACGAGCGGAAAGAUAUUGCUCAGUACUUCCCGGUCGAGAAUCGACUGAUCGACGGACACAUCCAGGACUUUGCUGCCCUCAGUGACUAUCUGGCCAAGUCACGAUCUCUGGACUUUUUGGAUGUUAUGUCAGAUUUCCACUUAUUGCUAUACUUGUAUCGAAUGGAUAUGUUGCCGAUGAAAUCACAGAUGUCCACCCUGUUGGAAGCUCUGCGCACUAAAGACAGAACUAUCGUUAACGAAUGGAAGAAUCAAGAAGUUUGGAGAACCUUAGAGCAACUGAUAUCGGCUAGUUCUCAUAAUGAUGAAUCGAGCAUGAACAACGACGUUGAAUUCGUAUCUGCUAGUGAUGUGGAGCAGAACUGGACUUGUAACCAUUGUACAUUUAUCAAUAGCCGAGAGCUGCCGACCUGUGAAAUUUGCAACCUUCCCAGGGUUUAAUAUGUCUACCAAUUACUGCUGAAGUGAAUCAUCGCAAGACGAUGAUGAAGACUACUCUCGUUCUACCCAAAUUUGGAUCAUUAAAAAUGCGGUUUGUUCUGGUGGCGUGGCUCUACUAAGGUCCCGUCUAAAUAUUUUAUCAAAUUUAAAAAUUGUCAUUCUGAAGCUGUGUGGAAACAUUAAUUUGUUUUCCUAUUUGAGAAGAAGAAAAACACAUAUUUGUUGUCUCUACGUGGAUUGGUUAGCCGUAAAUCUUAGCGAACUAGCUCUGGAAAGUGAUAGUGUGUGAGCUGUGACUCGGAAAGUUUGUUAGGAUUUCCAUUGAUUUUCUCAAAAAGAAUCUUACAAAAAUUUUCGAUAUCAGCAUCAGAAGAAACACGUCAAUCGGUUGAGUUCUUACUUGUAAGAAUAUAUUUAUUUUUGCAUCUUAAAAUAUACCGUGAGUAAUGGA